Molecule: messenger RNA, 216 nt
Organism: Ogataea parapolymorpha DL-1
Lineage: Eukaryota; Fungi; Ascomycota; Pichiomycetes; Pichiales; Pichiaceae
Exons: 1
Coding region: 1-216 (71 amino acids)
Biological process (GO): vacuolar proton-transporting V-type ATPase complex assembly
Cellular component (GO): endoplasmic reticulum membrane
Source: RefSeq, a predicted model, not a curated record
AUGCCUAGUCGCGUUAUCAAAAAGCUCAUUAUCUGCACCGCAUUGAUGAUCAUUGCUCCAUUGCUCACCUUUUUCGUGAGCAGGGCAGUGUUCAGCAACUCCAUCGUGUCAGGAGGCUUGGCGGCCUUAGUGGCCAACAUCGUGUUGAUUGGCUACGUGAUUGUUGCGUUUAAUGAGGAUAUUGACAAGGAUUCGAAAGAAAAGAAGGAAGAGUGA